Molecule: messenger RNA, 1458 nt
Organism: Mugil cephalus (flathead mullet)
Lineage: Eukaryota; Metazoa; Chordata; Actinopteri; Mugiliformes; Mugilidae
Exons: 9
Coding region: 8-625 (205 amino acids)
Source: RefSeq, a predicted model, not a curated record
GUUCUUUAUGAGAACAAACACGUCCAGAGCUGUCUCUUGUCUGAAGCCACUGACAGGAACUGAGCUUCUGUCGAUGUCACAGCAGAGUUCACCUGCUGAGGUUGAAGUAACAUGUUAUUAUACAGUGGAGCGUAGAGGAGAACAACAUCCAUCUCCACACAGUAACAGAGCCUCCAUCAGCAUACUGAAACUGACAGACACAAGUCCAUCUACAACAACACAGGAGAUGACAACCCAGACAAUCACAUCUUUCAGAAUGACCACAGGUCAGACUGUCACUAUGUCACGUAGCAGUUUUGGUUCACGAUCUACUUCCCUAAAAGAAACAGUUUCUAGAGGAACUACCAGACCUGGUACAGGUGCUUUGACCCUGGGCUUGUUUCCUGUCACCACACCAGAGGCAUCUUCAGGGAAGUGUAGUGACAAGAGAUUACAAGCCAGUGUUACUGGCGAAUCUGUGAACAUGACGAGUGUUGAUCCUGGAGAACUUGUAAUUUCCUUUUGGCAAGUCAAAAUCACAGAUCCUAUAUUACUGAUGUGCAUAACAAGGCUUCUUUGGCCUCUAACACUGCUCUCCACCAGUAAAAAAAAAAAAAAAAAAAAAGUUACCUGCAGGGAAUAUUGAGUCCUACCAUGUGAUCAGCUCAUUGCCUGGUGCCGACUAUCCCACUGCUGGAUUUGAUCAAAGGAAUACGAGACAGUCGUGUGAAAAUGAGAAGUCUGAAGUAUACCAUGUGUAUGAUGUAAUCCCUGAGGAGCCAGCUGCAGUAGCUCUGGACAGUAACGCCUACAGCACUGUAAUGAAACACUAGUAAACACUGGAAGACCUGCAGGAUUAGUAUCAGGGAAAUAUAGCAUUUAUUUAUUGAUUUAUUUAUGUAUUUAUUUUUGGAAUAAUGACAAGUUUCUGUUUCAACAUAGCAACAAACAUCUGCCACCUGGUUAGUAUGUUUGUAAAGGCCUCAUACAGAGCCUAGUACAUCAUGCAGAUACAGAACACAUAUCCUGCCCUCUGCUGUUGAACCUGAGCCUUGCAUGUCCACUGGUCCACAGGCUUUGUCCUGUCAGAAACAAAUGUUGUCAGUAAUCAUCCAGGCAGAAAACGUGGUCUUUGGACAUUAAGUGUUAUGUACAGUAACAUUCACAGCUUUGUGCCUGCCUUUUCUUUAUAAUGAAUAUGAGUUUAUGCAUAUAUUGUGUACAUACAUAAACAGAUUUUACCAUUAUUUACAAAAUGUUUAAGAGCUUUUUUUUACCUCCUUACAGGGUCCAGGGGGUUCAGCUCCUUGAGUAUAAUAAAGACUAUUGUAACAUACCAAAUUUAGAAAGAGCUUGUAAGUAUACACCGAUCAGCCACAACAUUAUGACCACUGACAGGAGAAGUAAAUAACAUUGACCAUCUUGUGACAAUACAAUGUACCUGGUAUUCAUGUGGCUGUUACUUAUGUACCACCCACA